Neomonachus schauinslandi (Hawaiian monk seal) is the source of this 4642-nucleotide messenger RNA. It is a transcript of the gene PFKFB3, whose product is annotated as 6-phosphofructo-2-kinase/fructose-2,6-biphosphatase 3. The transcript has 16 exons. Lineage: Eukaryota; Metazoa; Chordata; Mammalia; Carnivora; Phocidae. Gene Ontology annotation, molecular function: fructose-2,6-bisphosphate 2-phosphatase activity; ATP binding; 6-phosphofructo-2-kinase activity. The record is from RefSeq and is a predicted model, not a curated record. Gene Ontology annotation, biological process: fructose 2,6-bisphosphate metabolic process; fructose metabolic process. The coding region runs from base 407 to 1951 and encodes 514 amino acids. Gene Ontology annotation, cellular component: cytosol.
CUCUUAAAAGCCCGGGCGCCGAGCGAGGCAUCCUAGCAGAGCUGGAGAGGCGACGAGCGGGAGGCAAGGCUGUCGGACUCGAGCUGGCACCCGGGGACCGCGGCUGUCACUGCGCUCCGAGCAUCCUGGUGGCUUCCCGAGUAGACGAGCCCGGCCCUGCGGCAGCUGCGGGUGCAGCCCUAGCACCCUGCCCUCUUGCCGCUCUCGUGGAGCCUCACACCCCGGACGAGCGUUCGUGAUUUAGCACAAAGCACGUUUCCAAAAAGCGCACGGGAGAGCUCCCGCGCCGCGCUCCCGCGCACGCACCCCCCCUUCCCCUUUGUUUCGGGGGUCGACAGGCUGCUCUCCUCCCCAAGUCUGAAUUCUUCGCGGGGGGGCGGAGGGCCGCCGAGUCUAGGCUGUGAAGAUGCCCUUGGAGCUGACUCAGAGCCGAGUGCAGAAGAUCUGGAUCCCCAUCGACCACCGCCCCUCGCUGCCCAGAUCCUGUGGGCCGAAGCUGACCAACUCCCCCACUGUGAUUGUCAUGGUGGGCCUCCCAGCCCGGGGAAAGACUUACAUCUCAAAGAAGCUGACUCGCUACCUCAACUGGAUUGGCGUCCCCACGAAAGUGUUCAAUGUCGGGGAGUACCGCCGGGAGGCCGUGAAGCAGUACAGCUCCUACAGCUUCUUCCGCCCCGACAACGAGGAAGCCAUGAAAGUCCGCAAGCAGUGCGCUCUAGCCGCCCUGAGAGACGUCAGAAGUUACCUGACAAAGGAAGGGGGCCAAAUUGCAGUUUUCGAUGCCACCAAUACUACCAGAGAGAGGAGACACAUGAUCCUUCAUUUUGCCAAAGAAAAUGAUUUCAAGGUGUUUUUCAUUGAGUCUGUGUGCGAUGACCCUAUGGUUGUGGCCUCCAACAUAAUGGAAGUUAAAAUCUCCAGCCCGGAUUACAAAGAUUGCAACUCAGCAGAAGCCAUGGACGACUUCAUGAAGAGAAUCAGUUGCUAUGAAGCCAGCUAUCAGCCCCUCGACCCCGACAAAUGUGACAGGGACCUAUCCCUGAUCAAGGUGAUCGACGUGGGCCGGCGGUUCUUGGUGAACAGAGUUCAGGACCACAUUCAGAGCCGCAUCGUGUACUACCUGAUGAACAUCCACGUGCAGCCCCGCACCAUCUACCUGUGUCGGCAUGGCGAGAGCGAGCACAACCUCCAGGGGAAGAUCGGAGGGGACUCGGGUCUGUCCAGCAGGGGCAGGAAGUUUGCAAACGCCCUGAGCAAAUUUGUGGAGGAGCAGAACCUGAAGGACCUCAAGGUGUGGACAAGCCAGCUGAAAAGUACCAUCCAGACCGCAGAAGCCCUUCAUCUUCCCUACGAGCAGUGGAAGGCGCUCAACGAGAUCGAUGCUGGUGUUUGCGAGGAGAUGACAUAUGAGGAGAUCAAGGACACCUACCCCGAGGAGUAUGCUCUGCGGGAGCAGGACAAGUACUACUACCGCUACCCCACUGGGGAGUCCUACCAGGACCUGGUCCAGCGCCUGGAGCCGGUGAUCAUGGAGCUGGAGCGCCAGGAGAACGUGCUGGUCAUCUGCCAUCAGGCCGUCCUGCGUUGCCUCUUGGCCUACUUCCUGGAUAAGAGUGCAGAGGAGAUGCCUUAUCUGAAAUGCCCCCUUCACACCGUCCUCAAACUGACACCUGUUGCUUACGGCUGCCGUGUAGAGUCCAUCUACCUGCAUGUGGAGUCUGUGAGCACGCACCGGGAGAGGUCAGAGGAUGCAAAGAAGGGACCUAACCCGCUCAUGAGACGCAAUAGUGUCACCCCACUAGCCAGCCCCGAGCCCACCAAAAAGCCUCGCAUCAACAGCUUUGAGGAGCAUGUGGCUUCUACCUCCGCUGCCCUGCCCAACUGCCUGCCCCCGGAGGUGCCCACGCAGCUGCCCGGACAACCUUUGCUAGGGAAAGCCUGUUUAACAUGAAAGGCACCCAGAGCAGCAUCGACUCCAGGACACACUGAGGCCGGACCCAGCGGUUCCAUUCCAGUUCCAUUCCUGCAGCUUAGUUAGUGCUUUUCCCAUCUACCCGAGGCCAGCGAUUCCCCAGGACUUCUUCCGGAACGGGGUGGGUGGGAUCGAAGAGGGGCCUGCUGGUCAGAAAGAACUGGGCCGCCGACCGCGGCGGGGCAGCCGAGACCCCAGGAGGCCUCUCCCGGGGGCGUGCGUGGGGUCCGUGCCCUCUCCCUGGCCUCCCUGACCCUCCACACGGCUCAGAAAGGAUGAUGAGCCGUCGAAGAGGAGCUGGGAGAAGGCCCCGAGGAGGGGAUGUUGGCCUCCACGCUGUUUUGUUUUGUUUAGUUUCUAUGAUCCUGACCUGGUAUGUUCCCAGCUUGGGGAGAUGACACUCGGCCCCAGAAUCCUAAAGUUAAAGGGGGGCCUAGAUCUCAGUUGCUGAAGAGGAAGGGAUGGUGACAACCUUGGUGAAAACUUUUACAAGGCUCUUCUGUGCCUCGUGGCUCAGACGUUGCCUCGUGAAGGAAGGAUUCAGGCCUGCACCGGGCUGGGGCCAGAGGUGCAGGGAGAAGGCUCUGAGCCAGAUGCGCCUGUCUGAUCGGCAGCCACCUGCCGCGGGGCCACACGCCUUCCUUCCUGGGUCUGCCUUCUGCCUCUGGAGACGCUCAAGGACAGUCUGGCUGUGUUGGCAAAAGGAAAUAUUGUUCCAGAAGAGCCCCAGGGCCUCCCCCAUCCCCCUCCCCCCCAAGCUGCUUGCUCUUGCACUUUUUUAACUGGCAGAAGGCGGGAUGGGAAAGUUGCACCUUCUCUUCAGGAACCUCGAUGUUUGGGGUUCGUGCCCUUGGAGACUGGAGCUUGGAAAGCAUGUGGGGAACGGGGCAUGCCCAUGAGAUGGGGAGCUCAGAGGGACCCCAGUCAACCAGCGAGCAGCAAGUUGUUCGGAUCCUUGCAAGACUGACCCAGGAGAUGGAGCAGAGAUGAUCACGGCGCUGGCCUCCUUCCUUCAGGAUGUUCAUCGUCUCCCUGUGCUUCCCACGUGGGGACGGUGGCCCAGCCGAGACGUCCCCUGCGGCUGCGUCCUCCAAGAGGCUGUCUGUGGUCUCCUGACGGGACUGAGCUCAAUCCUGCAUAUUUUUGUGGAGCAUCUGCUAUACACCCAGCACGGUGCUGGCUUGCUUUAUUCCGAAGAAGAGAAUGUUCUCGCUUGCCUUUGGCUCCUGUGGCCUUUAUGGGGGUGGAUCAGACCAGGGCUUGUGGGACAUGUGGUUCUGAAUACCUGUAGUUUCUGCCUACUGGUUUCUCCUUGCUGCCUCCAUGGACUGGGGAUGAGCAGGUGUCUUGAGGCCCAGAAGAAAUGAUUUGGAGACUCCGUGGUAGAAUUUCCCCAAAUGACCCUUUGGGGAAUCUUCGAAGAAUCUCUAAAAGCUGGUGCCAAAGGUCACUUCCCUUGCUUGCCCUCUGCUUUCAAGUCUGACAGUCUCGCCCCUCUAAGCUGACGAGACAUGUACCAGGAGUGGGGUCGGGGUGUGGGGGUGGGGGACUCGGACAUCCAGAGCGGGGACUGGACAACACGUGUUUUUCUGGUUGGGGUUCAGUGGGACAUUGGGGCAUGCUUCCGAUACCAUACAAUCAAGUUCGUGGGUUUCACACUGAAACAUUCAGGUCCUCCCCCAUUCUUCCCCAGUUGGGCACUUUGCCCAAAACAAUGUCUGUGUAUCUUUGUUCCUGUGUGACCGAAGAUGGGUUAUUUUCCCUUUCCUGCCAUCUUGAGUCUCGUCAGACGGCAAGUGUGUGCGCACAAGCAUGUGCUUGUAGGUUGGUCGUAUUUUUAGACAGAGGGGCCUGCAGCUCUGCUCUUGAGAACAGCUUUCUUAAGUCCCUCUUUCUGGACAAGGCCCUCUUUCUGGCCUCCUUGUCAUGCUGGCUGUCAGAGCCGACUCUGAGUUUUGACCCUUCCUACCGAUCCACCUGGGGCUGUGUGUGGGUGCCCUCCCCCGGCCGCCAACUGCUGAGGUCAGUACCUACGGAAGUGAACAUCCUGAACACUCAUUUGUGAGGGCCCAGAUGGGGCGAGAGGACAUAAACACAGAAGAGGAGAGAGACCCCAGAGAGGUCAGAAUGCUUCCCGACUGAAAGCCGGGAUCUGACUCGAGGCGCUGGACGGAGCGUGUGUUUGAGCUGUGGUCAUGGGGCUACUGAUACUCUAUCACCUCUCCCCCCUUACUCCCCCCAAAAUAUCUGGGACCAAUUUUGUUAACUCGGCAUAGUUGUUUUUGGGUGGGCUUACCCCCUGUCCUUACUCUGUCCUGAGACCACGGGCGAAGCCCGUCAUUCGCGGGGAGAAGAGAAACAACCACACCAAUGAUGUUUUUGUUUGUAAUACUUGAAAUUUAUUUUUUUAUUAUUUUGAUAGCAGAUGUGCUAUUUAUUUAUUUAAUAUGUAUAAGGGAGCCUGAAAAUAGAAUGCUGUAUAGAUCGGGUUUAGUUGUUCGUUGGUUGGUUUGGGGGCCUUUUACGUGUGACUUACGACUUUCUCUGUGUUCUGUAUAUUGUCAGAAUUAAUGACCUGGGAUGAGGGUGUGCCAGCUUUUCAAACGGGAUGCUUUUCAGAAAUUUGUAUAUUUUGCAGUCGCCAGAACAAUAAAAUACCUGGUUGAAAUA